AUGGUGUCGCUGCACCCUUGUCGGCCAGCUGACAUCGACGACCUUAUUCGGCGGAUUCAAGACCCAAAACGAGACGAAAAUGAGAAGAAAGCGUUGAAAACACUGGUAGCACGGAUGGUCCAGCGGUUUUGCGAUCACCCACAACCCAGUUACUAUAUAGAGGCAUCCCGGCUAUCGGAACUGGGGGUUGUUGACAAGGAGCAGUACAAAGAUCUAAUGACAGUGUUCUUGAAUAAGAUCAUCAACAAAUCCUCGGAAGGAAAUAUCCUCCAUCGCGAUCUCCUGCCCGUCUACAACUACGGCCUCCGCCGUCACCAAGGCCGGGCACCUGGCGGCUUUCUGGUCGCACCCCUUGUGGCUCUGUCGAACCGGCUAAAACGGGCCGUCCAGCAACCAGAUCUCCAUGCCCAAUAUCACUAUGUCUUCAUUCUGGGAGCACUGCUCGAGAUAGCAGGGGACCUCAAGGUCUCUGGGCUUGAUCACGACUCCGUUCACCAACCACUUUGUGAACAGUUGCGCGAUCUGAGAAAGCACGACGAACCACGUCUAGCGCAGGUAGCCAGUUUCGCAUAUCAAGCGUUACGGGGUGUGCCCGACAAUCUAGGGCCAUGGGAUGUAUUCUGGAGAACUAGUGGUGCCGUCCUUUCUACUACGGCGAAAAUUUUGAGCGCCGUCCCGAAUAUGGACCCAGACAAGUUUGUACAAGCUGCACCGGAUUUUUUUGAGAUGGUUAAGCUAUUCAGCAACGUAUUGGAGUCUAUCAUAGACAUUCAGGACAGUGCCAAAAAGCUUCGAAUCGCCUUUUUGGAAGACAUGGAAAAAUCUAAUAAGACACGAGUCUGGUAUGAUGUCCUUCAUUUUACCGGGCCCUUUCUGGUUGCCGGGGAGCAAUCGCCUGACGCGGCGGCCAAGGCAUUCGUAAUUCUAGAGGAUAUACUCGCUCAAAGCUCUAGAUUUGGAGACAAGUGGCAAUUCUGGUGCGGGCUGUAUUGCCAGCUAGAGCAGUCUUGGAUAAAUGGAAAUGAGGAUAUGAAAAACCAUGUGGUCAGGUUCGUUGAAGCAACAUUUUUGCAGAAGUCACUACAAAACAAUAGGGCCAACGACAUACGUGUCCAGGGGUGGAUCGACCUCAUUUCAAACACUUUCAACCACCCGGAAUGGACAAUACAAGACUCAAAACACCGACAAAGGUCCCCAUUACGGUUUAGGAAAAAAGAAAAAAUCAUAUUAAAGCUACGACAUCCUUUUCAACAGCUCAAACAAGAUCACCCCCCUGAGAAACUGUUUGAAGACACCUGGAAAACCUGUUAUGAGGCACAUGAAUUUUAUGCUGAUGCUAGAGUUCUCGCAUACUACAUGGAAGAAGACCGUUUGAUGAUACAGAGACUAUCAGGUAGUACGCUGGACAUGGGAAGUUGCUAUAUCAAUCUCAGUGUAAUAGAGAGCGUAGUGCUCCCCAAGAAAUCCCCGGAAGGCUUUAGCAUAUCCCACAGACAGCGGCUGGGGGUCUCCGCGACAGAUAAUGUAAAGGACAUCCAGCUACAUGAAUUAUUUCAAGAACGAAGCCUACGAGACAACCGCACUGGCAGGCCAAAACGAAUUCUUAUUCGGGGCUAUCCGGGGGUUGGGAAAACUACUUUGUGCAAGAAGAUUAUUCAUGAUUUUGUCCAUGGCCAGCUACCCUGGGACUUUGACCGCAUAAUUUGGAUACCCUUACGGGAACUGCAACACCAAUCCAGCUUGGAGGAUUUUCUUGAGCAAAAGUUUUUUGCAUUUCAGCCGGAGCAAAAGCUUCUACAUGGUGCAUUGAAGAAAAUACUAUUUGCACAAUCAGAUUCCCGCACUCUCUAUCUUCUGGACGGUUUUGAUGAAAUCGCCCGGGAUGUGAGCACCGAGAAGGAGAAGAAGCUGAGGAAGAUGUUUGGGUUUUUACGAGGUUGCGAAAACAUGAUCAUUACCUCGAGGCCGUUUGCAGUCAACCCAUCAACAUUCGGGAAUCUUGAUCUUGAAUUGGAGACAGUUGGAUUUCACGCCGAUCAAGUACAACAAUAUCUGUCCCAAUCUGGGAAUCAAGGGGAAAUCUCUGCUUCUCAAAUGGAUCAAAUCAACGGUUUCAUUGACGACCAUUGGCUGAUACAGGGCCUAUAUCGAAUUCCUAUUCUUCUGGACGCCUUGUGUUAUACCUGGGGAAACGGGCUGUCUUCAGAGAGUGUGAACACAAUGACGGCGCUAUACCAAGCUAUCGAGCUGAAGCUUUGGAGGCGCGACAUGGUUCAACUCGGGAAGCUCAGUCAGCUCGAUGCUGACAAUUGUCAUAGUAGGAUGCAAAUUAAGAAACAUAUGAAGACCUCCAUGGAGUUGAUAGAAGAGAUUGCAUUCAACGGUCUCUACAAUUCUAUCAUCUUUUUCUCGACCGCUCAGCUGCAAUGCCUCUAUGACAACCUCCCCGGGAGGGAUGAAGAAUCCAACUCUACGAUAAUGAGACACUCUUUCUUUCGUACAGCGGGUGAUGUAGGACCGCACCAGACACAGACCUUUUAUUUUAUGCACUCGACGUUUCAAGAAUUCUUCGCGGCAAAUUAUUUUGUGCGGUGCUGGAUAAAUAAUAAAAAGCUUGCCUGCGUGUCAUUGGAAUCAGCAGAAUUAGAUGAACGCUCUUCUGAAGAAUUUUUACAGCGCUGGAAGUACAGCGGGAGAUACAAGAUCCUGUGGCGAUUCGUUUCAGGGUUGCUAUGCAUGUCGAAGAACUCACAGAAAUUGGUUGACUUUAUGAGUGUCCUGGACGGAGAACCUAGGGAUCUACUUGGUCCAGCGCAUAUACGGAUCCUCAUGCAAUGUUUCAGUGAGAUUGCAGUUCCGGAUAGCGAGCUCGCCCUGGAAAAGAUCAAAGCUCGGAUGGAGAGCAUGCUACCUCGGCUAGUUUCGAGCUCGUUAGCUUACGAGAUGGAAUUCCCAGAGAAUAUCCUACAAGACGCUUUAGUAAACGGAACUCCAAAGCAGAAGAUGGGAGUUUUGCAAGCAUUACUGCAUCGUGCCCAAGUCUCUUCAAGCCUCCUGCAAUGGGUAAUGAAUUGUUACCUUGAAGGCUCUUUGUCUCAACUCAGGACCGAAGAAUCUAUUGCUUCCGUUUUUGCUCGACACUACGAUAAAUGGCCAACAAAGACUGACGAGCUUCUGGAUUCCAAGGAUUUAAACGUUGAAAUGCGGAUUUCAAUAUUGAAAAAAUUACCGCGCAAGAUAAAAUUAUCAGAUAGCAUUCUUCUUUCAAUGAUUGGAGAGUUUGCAAAUUGGGGUCGCGCUGGAACCCUAAAUAACCCUGCGGAAGUCAUAUCACGACAAUCCUCGCUAUCGGAGGAAAUUCUAUCUAAGAUUUUUGCCUUAUUAGAAAUUGGGAGUGCCAGUGAAAAGCGCUGCGCUAUCUGGAGUCUCUUAGGCCAACUUUCAAACGAAAACGAUGUUUUAUCUAAGUUGCUGGCUUUGCAAGCUGAAGACGAUUCGGUUGUGAGAUGUGAAGUAGCUAAGGCGCUAGGCCUCACUACUGAUCAACCGGAGGCUUUGGAGUCCUUGCUCAAACUGCUACGGGACAAAGAUGACAGUGUGAGAAUAAGUGCAGCGAGUUCGCUGGAAAUGCAGCAUAAUCUGCCCGUGCAUGUCUUGGAUGCUCUGGACGAUGCAAUAGAGGACGAAAACAUGAUUGUCAGGGGAAUAGUGAUAUCAAUCUGGAGUAGACAGGACUUCUCAACAACAAGGCUAAGGAAGACGCUAUUCUAUUGCCUCAGUAGCUCUAUCGAACACCAAUUGGUUAGAUGCUUUUCUAGGCUAUCACCGCUAGGAGAAGACAUUAUAUCGUCUCUAAUAAUGGAAGUGAAAGGCAAAAACAGGAGCAGGCAGAUGGGUGCUCUUGCCGUGUUAUCGACGCAAAAAGACUUAAGUGGUGAGAUACUAAAAGAGUUACUACCAUUUCUUCAGGUCGAAACGGAUCAUUCGGUACAUGCGCGUGCCUGUGAAGUAUUUAAACGCCAGACCGUAUUGCCGGACUUUGCUAUACAGGUAUUGAUACCUCAGUUGGAGAGCAAAGACAAAUACAUAAGAUCUGCGGCCAUCAAGACAUUGGCAAACUGUCGAACUUUACCAGAGACUGCCCUCAGGGAAUCGCUGUAUGAACUUGGUCUUUGGUCGUUCUCUGGCCCACUGAAUCCGACUGGAAUUUUGCUACACAAUCAAGACAACCUACCGAUUGAAAUUCUUCAGAAAAUAAUAUACUUUCUCCGAGACUGGGGAUAUAAGGAUGAAGUUCUUGGGCCCCACACAGAGAGAAUCCUCAGAAAUCGGACUGAGUUUUACGCGAUGCUGCCAAACCAGGAUAAGAAAGUUUGGGAGUCGCUAUUCCGAGUAUGGUUUCACUAUAGCCUCCAUGAAGAAGAUUGGAGUUGCUAUCGUUGCCAAGAUUCUAUCUAUCUAGCCACGCCGCAAGGACUUCACGAAAUCCCUCUAAGCACCAAAUCCUCCCAGCAGAAACUUGAAAUUGGAGUCAAAGCCGUGAAGGAUGAGAUGUAUGGCAUUAAUCCUGUGGAUACAGACACGCUGAGUGAUCGGGUUCGAUCGGGGUUCACUGGGCUAGUCGGGCUAGUUGUUGACUCUCUUUAA
This is a messenger RNA of Talaromyces rugulosus, 4647 nucleotides long. RefSeq lists its product as uncharacterized. The coding region runs from base 1 to 4647 and encodes 1548 amino acids. The transcript has a single exon. The record is from RefSeq and is a predicted model, not a curated record. NCBI's taxonomy places the organism in Eukaryota, Fungi, Ascomycota, Eurotiomycetes, Eurotiales, Trichocomaceae.